Chinchilla lanigera (long-tailed chinchilla) is the source of this 3594-nucleotide messenger RNA. RefSeq names its product membrane metallo-endopeptidase (gene Mme). Bases 227 to 2479 code for a protein of 750 amino acids. Gene Ontology annotation, molecular function: metalloendopeptidase activity. Gene Ontology annotation, cellular component: plasma membrane. The record is from RefSeq and is a predicted model, not a curated record. The transcript has 23 exons. NCBI's taxonomy places the organism in Eukaryota, Metazoa, Chordata, Mammalia, Rodentia, Chinchillidae. Gene Ontology annotation, biological process: protein processing; amyloid-beta clearance.
GCAUGUACCACUAUACCAGGCUUCCUAACUCCUUAUAAGAAAAUAAUAAAUCAUCUACAAGUAACUGGAAAUGAAUAAUAAAGUUAAUUAAGAGGUUAAACUUACAGCAUUUCUGCUUUUUGACACUGUUGAAAAGUGCUGCUCAGAGGGGAAAAGACUUCUUUAGAGAAUUUGCAAAGCGGUUAAAAGACCAGCAGAUGGAGAACAGUUUUGCAGAUUUUAGGUGAUGGGAAGAUCCGAAAGUCAGAUGGAUAUAACUGAUAUCAACACUCCAAAGCCAAAGAAGAAACAGCGAUGGACUCCACUGGAGAUCAGUCUCUCAGUCCUUGUUCUGCUCCUUACUAUCAUUGCUGUGACCAUGAUAGCUCUCUAUGCAACGUACGACGAUGGUAUCUGCAAGUCAUCAGAUUGCAUCAAAUCAGCUGCUCGACUGAUCCAGAACAUGGACUCAACAGUGGAGCCUUGUGCAGACUUUUUCAAAUAUGCCUGUGGAGGAUGGUUGAAACGCAAUGUCAUCCCCGAGACCAGUUCCCGUUACAGUAACUUUGACAUUUUAAGAGAUGAGCUAGAAGUAAUUUUGAAAGAUGUCCUUGAGGAACCCCAAACUGAAGAUAUCGUAGCAGUACAAAAAGCAAAAACAUUGUACAGGUCUUGUAUAAAUGAAUCUGUUAUUGACAGCCGGCGUGGACAACCUCUACUCAAGCUGUUGCCAGAUAUAUAUGGGUGGCCAGUGGCCACAGAAAACUGGGAACAAACGUAUGGUACUUCUUGGACAGCUGAAAAAUCUAUGGCACAAUUGAGUUCUAAAUAUGGGAAGAAAGUUCUAAUUAAUUUCUUUGUUGGUACUGAUGAUAAGAACUCUACCUACCAUAUAAUUCAUUUUGACCAACCUCGACUUGGCCUCCCUUCCAGAGACUACUAUGAAUGCACUGGAAUAUACACAGAGGCUUGUGAAGCAUAUGUGGAUUUUAUGAUUUCUGUGGCCAAAUUGAUUCGUCAAGAAGAAGGAUUGCCUGUUGAUGAAAACCUACUUUCUUUGGAAAUGAAGAAAGUUAUGGAAUUGGAAAAAGAAAUUGCCAAUGCUACAACUAAAUCGGAAGAUCGCAAUGACCCAAUGCUUCUUUAUAACAAAAUGACUUUGACUCAGCUCCAAAAUAAUUUUUCAUUGGAGAUCAAUGGAAAGCCAUUCAGCUGGUCAAAUUUCACAAAUGAGAUCAUGUCAACUGUGAAUAUUAAUAUCCCAAAUGAGGAAGAGGUGGUUGUAUACGCUCCAGAAUAUUUAGUCAAACUUAAGCCCAUUCUUACCAAAUAUUCUGCCAGAGAUCUUCAAAAUUUAAUGUCCUGGAGGUUCAUAAUGGAUCUUGUAAGCAGCCUCAGCCGAACCUACAAGGAGUCCAGAAAUGCUUUCCGCAAGGCCCUUUAUGGAACAACAUCAGAAACGGCAACUUGGAGACGCUGUGCAAACUAUGUCAAUGGGAAUAUGGAAAAUGCUGUGGGAAGGCUUUAUGUGAGAGCGGCGUUUGCUGGAGAGAGUAAACAUGUGGUUGAAGAUUUGAUUGCACAGAUCCGGAAAGUUUUUAUUCAGACUUUAGAUGAGCUCUCCUGGAUGGAUACAGAAACAAAAAAGAAAGCUGAAGAAAAGGCCUUAGCAAUUAAAGAAAGGAUAGGCUACCCUGAUGACAUUGUUUCAAACGAUAACAAACUGAAUAAUGAAUACGUUGAGUUGAACUACAGAGAAGAUGAAUACUUUGAGAACAUAAUUCAGAAUUUGAAAUUCAGCCAAAGUAAGCAACUAAAGAAGCUCCGUGAGAAGGUGGACAAGAACGAGUGGAUAAGUGGAGCAGCUGUAGUAAAUGCAUUUUAUUCUUCAGGCAGAAAUCAAAUAGUGUUCCCGGCUGGCAUUCUGCAGCCCCCCUUCUUCAGUGCCCAGCAGUCAAACUCGCUGAAUUACGGGGGCAUUGGUAUGGUCAUAGGACAUGAAAUAACCCAUGGCUUCGAUGACAAUGGCAGAAAUUUUAACAAGGAUGGAGACCUGGUUGACUGGUGGACUCAACAGUCUGCAAAUAACUUCAAGGACCAAUCCCAGUGCAUGGUGUACCAGUAUGGGAAUUUCACCUGGGACCUAGCAGGUGGACAGCAUCUCAAUGGAAUUAAUACACUGGGAGAAAACAUUGCCGAUAAUGGUGGUCUUGGCCAAGCAUAUAGAGCCUAUCAGAAUUAUGUUAAGAGGAAUGGUGAAGAAAAAUUACUCCCUGGACUUGACCUAAAUCACAAACAACUGUUCUUCUUGAACUUUGCCCAGGUUUGGUGUGGGACCUACAGGCCAGAGUAUGCAGUCAACUCCAUCAAAACAGACGUGCACAGCCCCGGCAAUUUCAGGAUUAUUGGGACUUUGCAGAAUUCUGCUGAGUUUUCAGAAGCCUUUAAUUGCCAAAAGAAUUCAUAUAUGAAUCCAGAAAAGAAAUGCCGGGUUUGGUGAUUUUCGAAGAAGGCAGUGUAUUCCCUAGCUCGACUUGCCAACACCGCAGAGAUGGGGAACUCUUCAGCCAAGAGAAAGUGGGCUCCGAGGUCACUGCAGUUCCUUGGACUAAAUAACAGAUGAAAGCAUCAUAAUACAAGCCACAUUAGGUUAUUCUGGAAAGAGUAUGAAGGGGGCGGGGCUUAAGGUCUGUCAAAUCAACCACUUCUUACAUGUAAAUAGUGAUUAAUUCCUAUAGAUGUUAUUACAGUUCGUUUCUAUUUCUCAUACGGUCUGUCACUCUGAAGUUUUCCCUAGAAAAUAGUGUUAACCACUUGUGGCUGACCAGGAUUUCUGUGCAAGGGGUGAAAGAAGAUGUUGUGUUCAUACAGUUGGGCCCCAAAAUCACAAUGGUUCUAUGAUCAUUUUAAACACAUUCCUUAAAUACUUGUUUUUACUUUUAUUUGCAAUAUUUACGCUCCUCCAAAACUCUUCCAAAGAACUCUUAUACGUAUUGGGGCCUUGAGGCUUACAUAGCUUUAAACUCAUUUGCCACACAUCAGUGUAUUGUCAUCAUUUUAUUUUAGGCACUGUUAGGGCAAAAAUGAAUGUCUAAAACUUGUGUCGUACCAGUUUUACUGAUAUUAAGGCCCGUACAAUUUUCUAACAACUCUUGCUCUCUCUGUAUCUCAAAACUUGGUCUUUUUAAAGGAUUUGUAGUAAUGUAUAAAUAAUAAUUUUUAUAUUUAACUGUUAACUACACUUAUAACUAAGUAACUGUAAUUAUAGGUAAUCAUUAAAUAUUGAAGUUUCAGACCAAGAUAAAUUGUUAUGAACCAAGAUCUGUAAAGUGAUGUACAGAUGAAAAUUUGAGAUAUUUUUAAACUUAUAAAUCAUAUUGAUGAAAAGCUUUAAGCACAAACUUUGGAGUAAAAAUUGUCGUUGAACAGUUGACUGGAGAUAUAAUCUUAUGGCUUACAAAUGGGAUUUUUAAAAGUAAAUCUGUCCCUAGGAGUGGCUAUUAUAAAAGGGCAAAACAGCAUCUACAUAGCUCUGUGACCCCUUAUCUUUUCGGGUUUGUCAGGGAUGAAAAUAUUUUGAUAAUAAAUUGAAGUUGUGAGCCCAUUACUCACUAA